This is a messenger RNA of Cylindrotheca closterium, 2940 nucleotides long. The record is from the annotation of a GenBank genome assembly. Lineage: Eukaryota; Bacillariophyta; Bacillariophyceae; Bacillariales; Bacillariaceae.
AUGAAAGGUGACAUAACGAAGCACGACGACGAGGAGAAUCCACCUACUUCUACUGAUGGAAAUGACAGCAGCAAACCUCAUCCUCCUGCAUCAGACUCGAUGGAAGAUAAUGUGAAAGAACGAGAAAAGAAAUUGAGAAUGGCUCUCGCGGUUGAUAGAGCACCGAGCCAAGAAGCUCCGAGUGAAACGCAGGAAACUGCAAGCGCAUCAGCGAGUAGUGACCCAAUGGAAACGGCCAAAGAACGGGAAAAGAAACUGAGAUUGGCUCCUGCCUUUGAAGAUCCUACGGAUCACGGCCCCGAAGGGAAAAUCGCUGUUGGUGGAAUGAAGACAAGCGGAGAUGCAGGAAAGGGAGUCAUCGGUGCCCAUCGUUUCGGCAAAUCCCCACCCAGCAAGGAAAAGUCGAUUCUCGAGCUCGAAGCUCAAAUUGUUGAGCCUGACGAGGCGGAAGAAAUGGUGACUGAUCUUCAACUGCAAGUCGAAACGCUGCAGCGACAGGUCGAAAAACAGCAAGUUGCUGUUGUUGUUGGCACGGAAUACGGUGACGACGAAGAAGAUUCCGGAUGGGCUACAUGUUUGUAUAAUCGAUACGUGAUUUGCCUUGCAAUCCUUCUUGUGGUUGGAGCAGGGACGGCUGCAGGCGUUGUUUUGGCUUCCAAGUCGAAUGACGAAUCAUCUGCACUCAUUGCUGGUGCUUCCGACAUGCCGACUACACCAACGGGAUCGACCGAGCCCAUCAGUCCUACAUCCACACCAUCGACUGUACCAACUUCCGCACCAACGAUUCCAAUGCCGUUUCAGUACUUCAACCGCCUGUCGACAGCCUCGGUCUGCCUUCAGUUCGAUGCGACGUGCAACACUGAUAUCGAGACUUCGGCUGAAAUUGUAACUGCCACGCAAGAUGGAAACACAAUUGUCUACACGGACGUCCCGCAAGAAUCGAUUGGCUUCAUGGACAUCACAAACCCGUCGACUCCCAUAAUGGGCGGACUUGUUGCGGUUGGAGGAGCGGCAACCUCGGUCGCCAUCAAGGACAAGUACGUUGUGGUUGGCGUCAGUACCACGAACGGCAACUUUACCUAUCCUUCGGGGAACAUUGCUGUUGUUGACAUUGACAGCAAAACUAUCAUUCACACUAUGGAUCUUGGUGGCCAACCAGAUUCUCUCUCGAUUUCACCCGACAAGAACAAUAUUGCGGUUGCCAUUGAAAAUGAACGUAACGAAGACUUGAGCGAUGGAUUGAUUCCUCAGCUUCCUGCCGGGUUCCUGCAAAUCAUCAAUUGCGCUCCUGACGAUCCGACGCAGUGGACCAUGGCAAAGGUGGAACUAACAGGGCUUCGUGACGUCGCGUAUCCUUCUGAUCCUGAACCCGAAUUUGUGGAUAUCAAUGCUGACAAUAUUGCAGUUAUUUCGCUUCAAGAAAAUAAUGCACUUGUCAUUGUAGACCUUGUCGAGGCAAAAGUUGUCAAGUCCUUCUCGGCUGGAAUUGCUUCAGUCAGUGGCGUAGAUGUUGAUGAGGAAGACAUCAUUACGCAAGACGGCAGUGUGACUGUUCCUCGUGAGCCUGAUGGAGUCACAUGGAUUGGAACCGAGUAUUUUGCAACUGCAGAUGAAGGUGAUCUCAAUGGUGGGAGCCGCGGUUUUUCCAUUUUCGAUCAAGAGGGCAAUAUUGUCUACGAGAAUGGAAAUGGGAUGGAAGAAUGGGCCAUUCGAGUUGGCCACUACGCUGAUCACCGCUCGGAGAACAAGGGUAAUGAACCCGAAACUGUUCACUAUGCCGAGUUCGAUGAAUGGAAGUUUCUAUUUGUUUCCUCCGAACGCUCUGGAUUGAUCUAUGUAUACAAUGUUGCCGAUGUUACUCGUCCAAGGCUCCGCCAGGUGCUUCCCACCGGAGUUGAGCCUGAGGGAAUAUACGCUAUUCCUUCUCGAAACUUGUUGGUUGUUGCCUCCCCCGAAGAUAACCGAGACGACAAAAUUCGCAGUUCGGUGACCAUCUAUGAGCUACAAGAGGCAGGUCCAGUUUACCCUUCCAUAAUUGCUGGAAAUGAUGCCACAGGCAAGCCCAUCCCGUUCUCGGCUUUGAGUGGCCUUUCGUUCAAAGAUGGCUUCAUGUACUCGGUGGAAGAUGAUAAUUACAAGAAGAGUCGAAUCUUUGAGAUUGAUCUUUCGUCUUAUCCAUACAAGAUUACGAAGGGGAUUCGUAUCAAGGAUACAGCUGGCAAGCUUGGAGCGGCUAUUUCUGAUUUAGCAGGUUCUCAACUCUUGAAUAAUGACAUGACAGUCAAUCUUGAUCUUGAAGGAAUCGAUGCUGUCAAUGACGGUUUCUGGGUGGUAAGCGAUGGAGUAGCUAGACCUUUCGAGACACCAAGCUUGCUUCUGAAAGUCAAUUUUGACGGCGAGAUCCAAGAAGUGGCGACCCUUCCACAAGCUCUGAAUGGUAUUCAGGGCUUGGAGGGUAUAGCUGUGGAUGGAGACAAUAUCGUUGUAGCCUUUCAACGACCGUGGACUGGCGAAGAGACCAUUGGCAAUCGUUUAGGCAUUUACAAUGUUGUUACUUCUACUUGGAAGUUUGUCUACUAUGCGUGCGAAGCACCAUCAAGUCAGAAUGCAGGAUGGGUAGGUCUGGCUGAUAUGGAAGCACUUGGAAACGGCCGCUUUUAUGUUCUCGAAAGAGACAACCAAUCCGGACUAGAUGCAUCCAUCAAGAGGAUUUACGAGAUUGACCUUGGAGAUUAUUCCCUUGCAGAUCUCAACGUAGUCAAUAAAACGCUGGUUCGUGAUUUGCUUCCUGAUUUGCUAUCCAGCAAUGGACUUGUAAUGGAAAAGAUCGAAGGUCUCGCUGUUGAUGACGAAGGCAAUGUCUGGAUCAAUAACGACAAUGAUGGUGUGAAUGGCAACAGUGGUGAAAACCUUCUAAAGAACAUUGGUGCUAUGCAGUAG